This is a messenger RNA of Hydractinia symbiolongicarpus, 1008 nucleotides long. RefSeq names its product complement component 1 Q subcomponent-binding protein, mitochondrial-like. Gene Ontology annotation, biological process: cytosolic ribosome assembly. The transcript has 6 exons. The record is from RefSeq and is a predicted model, not a curated record. Lineage: Eukaryota; Metazoa; Cnidaria; Hydrozoa; Anthoathecata; Hydractiniidae. Bases 19 to 867 code for a protein of 282 amino acids. Gene Ontology annotation, cellular component: mitochondrial matrix.
AAAAAGGCCAGCUCGCACAUGGCUUGCAUCACUUAUUUUUUUAAAAAGUCAAGUAUGUACAAAAUGUCUUUCGGGAGAAGUAUUGUCAAACUUGUUCGCAGUAACGCGGCUUAUAAGUCCAGCGUGUGUAUGCCUUUGACAGAAAAGAGAUGUCUUUCUUCUCUCGCUUCUAUAAAAUGUCGACUUCCUCAAGUCAACAGCAAAACAAGGCACCAAAGAUCAUUGCAUCUCACACACGGGACACAUAAUCAAACAGAUGGUGACAAAGAUCUAGUUAGUUUUUUGCAAGAAGAAAUAAAUUAUGAGCAAGAAAAUGUAAUGGAGGUUCCAGAAUUCAAAGAUUUUAAGGUGGAAAUGAAUGGAACACAUGUUGGCUUAUCCAGGAAGUUCAAUGGUGAAAAAGUCGAGAUAUCUUUUGAUGUGAAUGAAAAUCUAAAUGUUGAUGAAGAAAUUAGCGUAGAGAAUCCUGAAGAGAUUGAUGUUGAUACACCUGAUAUUGUAUCGUAUCCACAAUUUACUGUAAAAAUUACAAAACCUUCCGGAAAAACAUUGCAUUUCAACUGCUCGUGUAACACCAAUCUUAGUGAAGAGGAUUUGGAAGGCGAAACUGCAGAAGACGAACAGUUCGAUUUGUUUCGAUUCGAAAAUGUCAAAAUUUACGAUAAAACGUCACAAAACGAGUCUGUAUUUGAAGCCGACACUGAAACGAUGGACGGGGAAUUGUACAGUAUGCUGAUGACAACUUUACUGGAGCGUGGUGUAAAUGGCGUGUUUAUCAACGAUCUAAUAGAUCUCAGCACGUCGGUCGAACAUCGGCAUUAUUUAACGUUUUUGAAGACACUACAGAGCUUUAUGGCGGGAAAAUGAAGACUGGCGAACACUCCAAACUGGCGGCUACGAGGCAUAAACUUUUUCGAUUGACAGAACUGCGAAUAUUGUAUCGUUUGUAACUUUUAUCAAUAUUUUUGUUAUAGUUACUUUUAAAAUAAUAAAAGAAAUAUUUUCUAA